Caenorhabditis briggsae is the source of this 1311-nucleotide messenger RNA. RefSeq names its product Protein CBR-ENG-1 (gene Cbr-eng-1). Gene Ontology annotation, cellular component: cytoplasm. Bases 1 to 1311 code for a protein of 436 amino acids. The record is from RefSeq and is a predicted model, not a curated record. Gene Ontology annotation, biological process: protein deglycosylation. The transcript is spliced from 4 exons. Gene Ontology annotation, molecular function: mannosyl-glycoprotein endo-beta-N-acetylglucosaminidase activity. NCBI's taxonomy places the organism in Eukaryota, Metazoa, Nematoda, Chromadorea, Rhabditida, Rhabditidae.
AUGACGAUCUCGCCUAUCGACACAUUGGAAGAGUUGUGGAGUUGGGAGAAACGAGAAGACGUUGGAAAUGACUUCACUGAACCUCUUGUACAUUUCAAACCGCAUUCUGGUCCUCAGAUCUUAGUAUGCCACGAUAUGAGAGGAGGAUAUUUGCCUGAAGAGUCAACGGAAGGGAAGCAAUUUGAGAAAGAUAAGUAUCCGUACAUGUUUCUGAAUUGGUGGCAAAUCGAUGUAUUCAACUAUUUCUCGCAUCAUUUCGUGACGAUUCCGCCGUCGGAUUACACUCGAAUCGCUCAUAAACACGGAGUUUUGUCACUGGGAACUUUUAUCACCGAGUGGAAAUCGGGGAAGGAAAUUUGUUCGCGAAUUUUGGAGAACGAGGAAACGAUGGAGAAAACUGUGAAUAGUUUAGUGGCAGUUGCGAAUUAUUAUGGUUUCGACGGAUGGCUUAUAAAUAUUGAAAACGAAAUUGAUGAGGAGAAAAUUGAGUUGUUGAUUUGUUUUUGUGAAAAAUUGACUCAAAAAUCGAAGGAAAAGAAUUUGAAUUCUAAGGUUAUCUGGUACGAUUCUGUGCUUCAUAAUGGAAAGUUGCACUGGCAAAAUGCGCUGAACUCGAAGAAUAAUAAAUUCUAUGAAGCAUGCGACGCAAUCUACUUGAAUUACAACUGGAAAGACGGCGAUCUUUUACGAUCCGCAGAGUUUGGAAUUCUCGAAAAAAUCUUCGUCGGAAUUGAUGUUUGGGCUCGUGGAUGUGUUGGAGAAUUUAAUUGUGAUCAGUCGUUUGCUCUCGCCAAACUGUUUCACAUGUCUGUUGCCCUUUUUGCGCCAGGAUGGAUUUAUGAGAAAUUCGAAGAAGAGAAUCAGAUUCUCAAAGGAAUUCUAUUUUGGUCGAAAAUAUACCCUCAUGUGAAAACCAGACCUCUAACUUCUGCAAGCUUCACAACAAACUUUGCAACAGGAAUGGAUGAAAACUGGCAUUAUCAAUUGGGCAAAAUCCAGCUGCAACCUCAGAGUCUGACUAGUUUCUGCCAUCAAGUCGUUGGAAAAGGCCUCAAACUUUUUGGAAGACAUCGCAAGUUUUUGCUCUUUACAUUCGAUUCAAAUCCAUUCAAGAAAAUCAAAGUAACUUGCAUCUGCAGUCAUCCUAUUGAUCUAGUUUUCAAUAAAACGGAUUUCGCUGUGAAAUCUGAAGAUUCCACGUGGAUUUAUGAGCAGAGUGGAUUCUUGGAGUCGAUUAGUAUUCAAACUGCAAAUCAUGAUGAGACUGUAAUCGAAAGCUUCUGCAUUAUUACUGAAGAAAUAAACAAAUAA